Molecule: messenger RNA, 517 nt
Organism: Haliotis rubra (blacklip abalone)
Lineage: Eukaryota; Metazoa; Mollusca; Gastropoda; Lepetellida; Haliotidae
Exons: 5
Coding region: 257-517 (86 amino acids)
Source: RefSeq, a predicted model, not a curated record
AGGUUAUUUCCAUCUCGAAUUAUGCUUUACCUGUUGGCAGAGAGUUCCUCCCAUCAUUUGAGUUUGUCGACAGGGUGCGCAUGUUGUGAAGUGACCUUUUCUCUCAACCCAUCAGUUUCUCCCUGAGCCAGAGCGUCGUGCCAAAGAUGGCGAAAGACUGUGUUCCUCCAGCACAACCACCACCAUAUCAGCCUUCAGUUGCCACAGCCCCUCAAAGGAAGGUGCUGCUCCAGGGCUAUGUCCAAGAAUCACGGCUAUGGACCACCGCAGCAGGGCUACGCACCUCCCAAUAACAGGACUAUGGGCCGGAGCAAAAAUCCACCAUGAUUCAUAUCCACACUCAAUGAUGAUGCAACAACAGCAAGCAUGUAACAACGUUGUCGUGCAACAACCGACGUCGCACUCGACGGUGAUUGUAAAGCAAAAAGGGUCUGUUAACCAUUGUCUCCACUUCUUGAUUACCUUAUUCUUCUUUCCGUGGGUAUUCGUCUGGAUCUGUCUGUGUAUCUGUGGCUGA